GUCGAAAAAUUUAUCAAAUUUAUUGUUGUGUCUUUAAAAAUAUUUUUACUUUUAUUGAAAUAAAUACUAUCCACAUAUAGUGGGCUAAAUAAAUUUGUUGUGGUUUACUCAACAACACAUUUCUCCCUAUUGGAGUGCUUUAGCCCGUGUGCUCUUAUUUUCCUUUAAAUUUCGGCCAUUACCUAUUCAGAAAAUAAGUUUAUAAACAGGGAUCAUCGUAGAAAAUAUUUUUAAAAAGAAAAUUCAGAUCCUCUACAUUUGAAUCGAUCGUAGCGAUUUACCGGAAAUCCGGCGACUCCAUACACGUUGUCUCUACCCAAGGGAAUAGAGAUUGUCGCUAAGCGUUUCUUUCUUUUCUGAACAGGCGCAGUCCAAGAGAACUCGCAAAAGGAGUAAAAGGCUCCUACAUAACCUGUCACUACCAAUAUAUUGUAUGAGUCAGAAGGUAGAAAAACCAGUAUUAUCGGGUCAACGGAUAAAGACCAGAAAAAGAGAUGAAAAAGAGAAGUACGACCCGAACGGGUUUCGCGAUGCCCUCGUGCAGGGUCUCGAGCGCGCCGGGGUCGACCUGGAUGCGGCUUACAAGUUCCUAGACGCGGCCGGGUCCAAGCUGGACUACCGCCGCUAUGGGGAAGUCAUCUUCGACGUCCUCAUUGCCGGCGGUCUGCUUCUGCCUGGCGGCUCGGUGUCUAUGGACGGCGAGUCGCCCAAGACCAACACAUGCAUCUUCGCGGCCAACGAGGAUAUGGAGACUAUGCGCAAUUUCGAACAGGUGUUUGUGAAGCUGAUGAGGCGUUACAAAUACUUGGAGAAAAUGUUUGAGGAGGAGAUGAAAAAGGUCCUGGUUUACCUUAAGGGCUUCGAACCUCCGCAACGCAUCAAGCUAGCCCGUAUGACUGCCCUUUGGAUUGGUAAUGGUUGUGUGCCCCCCUCAGUGCUGCUGGUCCUGGUGAAUGAGCACCUGCUGAAGGACAACCUGGCGCUGGACUUCGUGCUGGAGGUGUUCUCCACCGUGAAGCAGGAGAGGGGCGUGGCCUCGCUCGUCACCGCUUUGAAGAAGGGGCAACUUGAAGGCAGACUGCUGGAGUUCCUGCCGCUGAACCGACGCAGCGAGGACGUGCUGGCCAGCAUGUUCGCGCUGCGCGGCCUCGCGGAGCUGCUCAAGCUGCAUCGCGCGCAGGCCAGCCAGGAGGCGCGGCGCGAGCUGACGCAGGCGCUGCUGGACGAGCUGGCGGACGACAAGCCGGUGCGGGAUCUGAUCCAGGAGCUGCGCGACAUGGCGGCGCGCCACGCCAUCCCCGACCACGAGGUCGUCGGCAUCAUAUGGCAGUGCGUGAUGUCGCGCGGAGAAUGGAACAAGAAGGAGGAGCUGCUGGCGGAGCAGGCGGCCAAGCAUCUGCGGCACUACACGCCGCUGCUGGCUGCGUUCGCGCAGAGCGCCAAGGCGGAGAUUGCAUUGCUCACCAAGGUGCAAGAGUACUGCUACGAGAACAUGAGCUUCAUGCGCGCGUUCAGCAAGCUGGUGCUGAUGCUGUACAAGACCAACGUCCUCUCGGAGGAGGUGAUCCUGCGCUGGUACCGCGACCCCAACUCCAGCAAGGGCAAGCUCAUGUUCCUCGACCAGAUGAAGAAGUUCGUCGAGUGGCUGCAGAGCGCCGAGGAAGAAUCCGAGAGCGGCGAAGAAGAGGAUUAGUGUAAGAGCAGCGAGUGAGACUGACAACAACCGCGCCGUCCACACACACACACACACAUCAUGUUCACACACACAACACUUGCCAGCGGUGGACCUACCAUGCAUAUAAUUGUAAAGUUUGACUUGAGAAUUGAUCGAAAAAAAAACAUAAGAUUUUUCCAUUUUCGUCAACACCUACAUACUCGAAAAUUAAAAAAUUGGAUCUCAAGUCGAAUCUUGAUUAAAAUAUCGUCGUAUUUGAUUAGUCACAAAUAACAGAAUGUCUAGUUUUAAUAAUAACAGCUGGUUGGCGCCGUAAUCGCAAUCUCAAUAGUCUAAUGUGUAUUUUGUUUGAAUGUAUGAAUAAUUGAUACGAAUGAUGCAAAAAAUAAAUGAUUGACAGAGGUGCUAAGUUUCUGAAAAUGUGCAUUUUUGUAACAGAGUUGUGCGAGUGUGUCAGUUUAUAUGGAAAUAAAAGAGCACCCGAUUCACAAUGACGUGUACAUUGAAAUAAUGUGACAAUGGCGCCAGCUAGAUCAACGUAAAUCUCUAAACAUUACAAGGUUUAUAAACACUGCCGAUAUUAACUUUAUUUUACAGUAGAAAUGUUUAGUUUUCUUUUUUAAUCCCGUGGCUUUGUAUAGGUUUACAAAUCUUGUUUAUAUUAGUAUAACAAAUGUAGACAAUAUCUUAUACCAAGUACCUAGUGCAUAAUUUCAUGCAAGAAACACCAUCACAUGUUAUCAUUUCAUACAAAAAUAUCAUCAACAGCAUGUUCGAUCGAGACUUGUCUACCAUUUGUGAUGCGGUUUAGAGAUUGAUUUCAUCGGCCAGCGCUGGCAAGCGGCAGACUCCGGACGGACGGCGCUGCCCGCGUUCCGCUCACCAAAUAAUAAGUGUACUUUAAUAAAUAAUAAUAAACAACACGAGCUAAGCGGGCGUUUUUUUCUACAACUAUAUAAUAUCAUUUCUAAAGUAACAUGUUGAGGAGAUACAAUAUUUUUUAUUCAAUUUUUUUAGGAAAAUUCCAAUAAAUAGUGGUAACACGCA
Messenger RNA from Plodia interpunctella (Indianmeal moth), 2722 nucleotides. RefSeq names its product krasavietz (gene kra). NCBI's taxonomy places the organism in Eukaryota, Metazoa, Arthropoda, Insecta, Lepidoptera, Pyralidae. Gene Ontology annotation, cellular component: membrane; cytoplasm. The record is from RefSeq and is a predicted model, not a curated record. The transcript is spliced from 12 exons. Bases 434 to 1693 code for a protein of 419 amino acids. Gene Ontology annotation, molecular function: protein binding.